Monodelphis domestica (gray short-tailed opossum) is the source of this 952-nucleotide messenger RNA. It is a transcript of the gene TIMM29, whose product is annotated as translocase of inner mitochondrial membrane 29. Lineage: Eukaryota; Metazoa; Chordata; Mammalia; Didelphimorphia; Didelphidae. Gene Ontology annotation, biological process: protein insertion into mitochondrial inner membrane. Gene Ontology annotation, cellular component: TIM22 mitochondrial import inner membrane insertion complex. The record is from RefSeq and is a predicted model, not a curated record.
AAGCAGGAAGACGAUGGUGGCUGCCGUGCUGUUGAGGAGAUUCUACUCAAGCGGCGGAGCCGCCGCCGUUGCGGGAGGAGAAGGAGCAGGACCCACCGGGGCCGUGGCCAAGAGAGGCGUGUGGGAGCGACUAGGCGCUUGGGUCCGCGGGCUCCUGCAUGACUACGGCGAGGCGUGCACCGACGCGGCGGCGGCGGCGCGGGAGCGGCCCGUACGGGCGGUGCUGUAUGCCGGCCUGCUGGGUGGUGCAGCUGCCUGCGCCCUCGGGGCUCCAGAGGAGCCGUCCUUUGAAGAGGCACUGCUGGACGCGUCCGGGACCCUGCUUCUGCUUGCGCCCGGCACUCGCAACCCUGGCUCGGAAGCGCAUGUGCAGCGGCUCCUGUGGCUGCGGGGCCAGGGCCGACUUCGCCACUGCAGCCUAGGCCUGUGCUCGUUGCUUUACGAGGCACCCUACGACCCCGAGGCCAGUCUCUACCAGGCGCGCUGCCGCCACCUGCAGCCUCGCUGGGCCGAUUUUCCAGGACGCGUGCUUGACAUAGGCUUCCUGGGCAGCUGGUGGGUGUUGCGCUCCAAGAUGCGAGACUUCGACAUUAACGACGAAGAAUUUCGCCACCUACCGCCCCACCUCCGCACCAUGGCCGAGCACCAGUUGCGCUCCGAGACCAAUGAGCGACUCUUCGACCAGAAAUAUCUUCCCGUGGUGCUCACGGAGGAUCAGGUAGACCAGGCCCUGUGGGAGGAGCACAUUCUUCAGAAAGAGAAAAAAGACAAGUUGAUUCUUAGCGAAGUUGCCCCUAAGGAAAUCGAGACCCAGAUGGCUGCCAGGUGAAGCCUCCCCAAGCUGACUCCGAGGGCAGGGGCCUCUAAAUGACUGAGCUUUUCCAUUGCUUUCUUGAUCCUUGGCUAAGGGAGGGAGCUUUAGUGAAAUAAACUAUUUUUUUCCUCUCUUCUA